This is a messenger RNA of Myiozetetes cayanensis, 5540 nucleotides long. It is a transcript of the gene RRP1B, whose product is annotated as ribosomal RNA processing 1B. The transcript is spliced from 17 exons. Gene Ontology annotation, biological process: rRNA processing. NCBI's taxonomy places the organism in Eukaryota, Metazoa, Chordata, Aves, Passeriformes, Tyrannidae. The record is from RefSeq and is a predicted model, not a curated record. The coding region runs from base 372 to 2456 and encodes 694 amino acids. Gene Ontology annotation, cellular component: nucleus; preribosome, large subunit precursor; preribosome, small subunit precursor.
UUGGCGGCUACAGCAGGUGACCGCAGUAAAUUCGCGGAAGACACCAAGUUGGGCUUGUUGGGAGUGUUGGUCUGCUGGGUCUGCGGAGGGAUCUGGACCGGCCGCGGACAGUGGUGUGAGGUUCAACAAGGCAACAUCAGGAACGACACUGAGGUGCUGGAGCAACUCCAGAGAAGUGCAACGGAGCUGGUGAAGGGUCUGGAGCACAAGUCUGAUGAGGAGCGGCUGAGGGAGCUGGGCGUGCUUAACCUGGAAAAGAGGAGGCUCAGGGGAGACCUCAUGGCUCUCUACAACUACCUAAGAGGAGUUUGUAGCCAGGUGGCUUCAGCCAGGAAGAACUGCUGAAAAUAUGGAAGGGCCUGUUCUAUUGUAUGUGGAUGCAGGAUAAACCUCUGCUACAGGAGGAACUUGCAGCAAAUAUCUCACAGCUUAUCCACGUGUUUCAAAAUACAGAGGCUCGACACCUGUUCCUCCAGACGUUUUGGCAAACGAUGAGCCGCGAGUGGAGCGGGAUAGACAACCUGCGCCUCGAUAAGUACUACAUGCUGAUGCGUCUGAUUUUGAGGCAGUCCUUUGAGGUGCUGAAAAGAAAUGAGUGGGAUGAAAGUCUAGUUGAACCAUUACUGCAGCUGCUAAUGAAAGAAGUUAUGGACCCAGACAGCAAUUCUCCCAGUGGGAUAAAGUUACAUUUCAUUGAUAUCUAUCUGGAUGAAUUGGCUAAAGUUGGUGCAAAGGAGCUCACAGCAGACCAGAAUCUCAAGUUCAUUGAACCUUUCUGCAGACUUGCUGCCAAAUCAAAGGACCGGUGUUUGCUGCACGCUGUAGCCACCGGAAUCUUUGAGCUGAUUGUGGAUCAGUCCCCCUUCGCCAUCGAGGACCUGAUGAGAGAACUGGGUAGCAACAGUGAUGAGGAGGAUGUUUCCGAAGAAGACAAACAGGAAGAGGAGGAGGUGCCUAAAACCAAAGCAGACAGAUGUUUUUCAAGAAAAUCAGCACAGAGCUCUGAAAAAACAGAGGAUAUUGAUGAAAAUGCUGAUGAUGGGAUCGGGACUGUUCUUCAGUUUGAUUACAAGUCUGUUGCGGACAAACUCUUCGAAUUGGCGAGCAAGAAAAACACACCUUCCCUGAACAGGAAGCGUCUGUACAAGCUGGUCAAAAAGUUCCAGGACUUAGCAGAAGGAAUCUUCCCCCAGGAUAUUCCCGAAGAUGUUUCUCCAGAUGAAGAUGAUGAUGACGAAUUCGGCAGGCGAAGGCGAAAGAAAAAAUCUGUCAAGCCUUGGGAGAAAAACGAGCUGGACAAAAUAAAAGAGGAUAAAGAAGAGCUGUCAAGUGCGAAGAUGCCAUCAGUUCCCCAGAAGAAGAGGAAAAAAAGGAAGAAGAGGGACAGCCCAAAGGCUGAUCCUGGAACAGCUGAUGGAAAUUGUGAGGAGGGAACAGCUGAAACAUCUGGAUCUAAUGUUUCUAGCCAGGAAAAGGUGCCAGAAAAUAUCAAGGAGAAGAAGAAAAAGAAAUUGUUACUAAACGAGGCAAAUGAGACCACAAAUGUAGCAACUGAUACCAGAGAAAAUCACAGUAUCUCUGCACAGAACAGUCUGACCUACACAGAACAGAGUAAAAAGAGUCAGCUGAAGAAAAUGAAUCCAAAAGUACAGAAUGUUCCUGCAAAACCAGCGUGUCAGAAUGGACCGGCUAAUGCCAGGGCAGCAGAGGAUGUCAGCCCGUCUGACACACCCUUAACUCCUAAGGCUGUGAAGAAGAAACAGAAAGCAGGGGCUGUCCUGGUGAAUGGGGAUCCCCUUCUGCAGCAGAGUGACAGGAAACCCGACAAGGAGGGAUUUCUGGGGACCCUGCCAAAAAAUGCAGGGUCUGAAUCUGCGCCCUCCGGAAAGGUCACACUGAAGACAAAGGCAAAGCUGGUUGGCUUGGAAGGGAUGAAAGUCUCCAGUCACAGUGCAGCAACCUUGAAAAAGAAGAGAAAAGUGAAAGAGGUGCUGAACUCUGUCGAGGCCAAUGGGAUUCUGGAGACUGCAUGCAAGAAAAGCAGGAAAGGGGAAAGCAGUGAUGCUCUGUCACCAUUAAAGAAAAAGAAAGCAAAACCAGGGAGCGAUUUUGUGAAAUUUGAGAAAACAACUUUACCAAAGGGAGUGUUCUUCAGGAAAGCCAGAAGCGCCAUCUCUUCCACCAGGACACCCUUGCAGCUGAACAAGCUGCAGACACCCACCUGCAAAAAAGUCACAUUUGGCUUGAAUAAAAACAUGACUGCUGAAUUUAAAAAGACUGACAAAAGUAUAUUAGUGAGCCCAGAGGGACCCUCCCGUGUGGCUUUCAACCCUGAACAGAAACCUCGUCAUGGGGUGCUGAAGUCACCCACAGUUACCCCAGCGAGAGAGCCCCAGAUGAAGAAACCAUUUACUGUGUCAGCUAAGAAGAGACCAACUGCUGUGGACUUCUUUUAAACCGACAGAUGUGGCCUACUUUUGUACAGGACAUUUUGCUAAGCUAGAAUGUUCUCUGGAGGUAUUUUGAACUUCUUUAUUUUUUUAAGUUAAAUACAGAUUGUAUAUACAAAAUUCUGAUUGUGACCUGGGUCAUCGCUAUUUUGAAACCACUUCAGCUGUAUCUUGAAAUACCUGUUUUGUGUAUUUACAGAAAAGAAACAAAAUCCAGUCUCUGCUCAGGUUUGGUCUACAAAAAGUAUGGUCUCUGCCCAUGUCAUUCCCAAGAGACUUGUCCAUUUAAUUAAGGAAUGUUCAGGGUUUGAUUGUUCCAGUGAUUUUUUUUUUUUUUUUGAGUCAGUGCAAGACAACUUGCACUUCAUGCUGUUAAACUGUCUUUCAUUGGGCAGGGCUUAAAAAGGAAAAAAAGGCAAUGUAGAUUUUAAGCCUACUUGUGCUCAUUAUUUUAAAAUUUUGCUCUGACAUUUUUUCGUGUGUUACCCUUGGCAUCCUGUUAAUUCUUCUGGAAAUAAUGAUUACCUCGUGUCUCUGUUUUAGUAACAGCUGGACUUGGGUAGCUUUACAGGUAGCAAGCAAGCUUUCCCUGGGAUAAGAAAUGCCUCGCUGCUCAAGUGGUCACUGCUGCAAGUAAACCUUCACAGCUGGUUGCCUGCUGAGUUGGGGACAGCCACCACAUUAUUUUCAGUAACACAAGUGCCAAAGCUGGCUUGUGCUGUCACUGUAAGCUGGCUCCUUCCCUCCGCCCUAACUGAAAUCGUGCUCUUGUGCAGGAGGAAUCUUGGACAUUUCCAGGUCUUUUCCCCAGCCUCCCAACUGUUGCCUUUCCUGAAGGUCUGACAGGACUCCUGGUUUGGUGCUUCUCAGUACAGGUAAAACUUUGAAGCCCCAGGCAGCUUGGUUUUUGGUUUUGAUGUAGAACCAGAAGAACUCUUGUCAGCAGCGUUUCUUGGCGUUAAGUUUUUAUUAUUUGGGUAUUUUAUUGCUACUCUGCAUGUUUUGGUUUUUUUCUUUGCUUUUUGGUAAAGAAUGAGGUGCCUUUCCAUGAGAGACCGGUAAUGUUCUCUUAGGGGGAACAGUGAGGAAGGGGAGAGCAAAUGAAAAUAAAAACUCUUUGGAUAUGAUUGGAAGAUUUGACUUUUUUUUUUUUUUUUGAAGUUUUGCUAAUGCAAAUGAGGCAAAGGCUUUGCAGCAGAUCUCUACAUUAGAGCUCAGCUUGAAGGCACAGCCUGGUGCCAGAGCAAAGUUGUUCCUGAAGUUUCCCACUAGUUACUUCUGGGAUUCUGCAAGAGAGAGGGUGAACCUGCUUCAUUCCCUUGUCUUAUGGUAACUGGAUUAUCAGUUAAAUAAACUGAUAAAUGUUUAUUUAGCUACUUCAGCCAGCAGAGUUACAUUUGGUGUCUUAUCUGCAUAUUUCAAUACUGGUUUUUACCAGUCCUUGUUAUUGACUGUCCUCUGCCAGAUGACUCCUCUUAAGCAACUGGAUUGAAACUGUUCUUUUGUAGCUUAUCUAGAAUUGCUUCAAAAUACUGGUGUGCUUGCAGAUCGCUGGUUGGUCUCAGCUGGUCAAUUCUCAUCCGUCCCAGUUCUUGCACUAAGUUUGCAACAGUCCAUGGUUUGUGGUACUGCCAGAAAGUCACUUUGCUCUUGUCUUUUCUCACUUACAGUGAAGGACUGAAUUUCAUUUGGUUUUGGGUUUGGUUUAGGCUGUAUUUGUUUGACUGAUCAAUAAAGAACUCUGGAGAAUACACUGAUAAAAUUAAUGAUACUUGUUUGAGCAAGUAUUGCUCCUUUAUGUUUUAAAAAAAUUCUCAUUGUAUAUUAGCCUAAUGGAUUUUUUUUUUAUUUUUUUUUUUUUAAACGAGGUGAUGGUAAGUAGGGUGUAACAGCCUGUUCAAUAUGUUGUACUGUUAUUUUGUACUGUGGGUGAAAAGUCUGUUGUGGAAUAUGCAUAAAAGCAUUUGUAUGUGCAUGGUUGCUGAUGCCUUAGGUUGAAGAUGCCACAUUCCUCCAAGGAUACCGAUGCAAACAAUCAGUCAGUGGAUCUGGUGUGCACAGAAAAAUCCAGUAUCAGGACACACUGGAGUUUGGUUUGGGCUUGUUUUGGUUUUAAUACAUAUAACUUAUGAUGGAAAUGUAUUUGAAUGGUUGUCUGGAUCCUUUUCUGUUGAUGGUGGAUCCAUUGAACCUGUUGCUUGUACAAAUAUUUUGUUGGCCACGGUGUUAAAUGGAGAGGCCAGAAAUGGCAGUCAGAUUUUGAUCUAUAAUUUUAGUGAUGUGAUUGCUCAUUGGGAUUCAUCUGUAAUCCAUCUGUGCCAUGAAUCUGGUGGAAUGUUUUGUAAAUAUUACAUAUAUAGUGUGUAUUGUCUUCAGUAGUGUCUGGAAUUUCAUUCAGGACAACUUUACAACAAAACUCACUGUCAGUGCAGUUUAGUCAGCCCUGGUGGGUUAAAAUUGAAUACAAAUUACCCAAAAUAUUUGGAUAGUGACAAUUCCAAUAAACACUGAAGACAAAAACAAAUGAGAAAGAAAUGUAACAUCUGGGAUAUCCACUGCACAGACACAAUGGCACUGUAAGGAGAGAUGUAUUGAUAGGAAAAGAGAAAGGAAAACCUCAUCUGAUCUGUUUGAUGUUGCUUCAUAGAUUUUUUUCAGUGUUAUCCCAUCCUUCCAGCUGCCAGCUAUGCUCUGAGUCAAAACUAAUGUGUCAUAACUUUUAAAGGACAGUAUUUUAUAAUGAUUGUCUCUACGUUUUUGUUACAAAUCUGAUCAACUUUCUCAAACUCUUUAACAGUUGAUAAUUCCUUAUAGUUUCGAGAGAACUCAAAAGCACAAAAUGAAUUCAGCAAGGCAAAAUGUUGAAGUUGUAUUUAAAUUAUUGGAUAUGCAAGGUCUUUUGUAGUCUAUGAAAUCUACGUGACUUGGAAAGCAUCAAGCGCCCUUUGACAUUUAUUACCUGUGCUUAGUUUUAAUUACAGGCAGAAAAAUAUCAUUUGAUGUACCUCUGCAAGAGCAUUGUUAAUACAAAUACAGUGUCUAAGCAUUGACAUCAUUUAAUCUAGACCAAUAAACCAUAUUUUUUGUGGA